UUGGCCGGUGUUUUUACGCUUCCACUGAAACUCCAACCGGUCUGUUGUUUUGGGUGAGCGUGAGGGGACAAACCUGAACAUUCAUCUUAAUACUUGGACUGCUGGACUAACGUUAAGUCCAGCCGAAGAUACAAGUGAAUUCAUGUCACGACCAAACACUACCUCCUCAAAAACGGCCAUGUCCCACCACAGACAGUCGGGCUCUUCCAGGGGGAAAGGACUGAAAGAUAUCCGCAUCGAUGAAGAAGUUAAAAUUGCGGUGCAUAUUUCUCUGGAGCGAUUUCAGUACGGGGACCAAAAAGAAAUGGAGUUUCCUUCCUCCUUGACCAGCACUGAGAGGGCAUUCAUACAUCGCUUCGCCCAGUCACUGGGAUAUAUUUCAAAAAGCCGUGGGAAGGGGUCAAACAGGUUCCUUACAAUAAGGAAGAAGGACGGCUCUGAAUCCGCUCAGUCCAUCAUGACCUUCAGUCUCAGUCCCUGCUCCAAACAGGUGGUCCGGAACCUUCUCCAGAGGUUUCCCAUGACAAACAAAGAGAUCACAGACCUGCUGCCGCGUACUGAACGAGGGCUGUCUGUUGCUUUGGAAGCUGGUGAUAAUGGUCGGGACAAGAACAGGACGAGCGGGCGGUUAAACAACGGCAUCCCUCAGGUGCCCCCCAGGAGAGGGCAGUCAGAGUUGGACCACUUUCGUCGCUCCUUGCCCGUGUACGAGCGGCAGGAGGAGAUCGUGAAGAUCAUCAAGGAUAACCGCGUAAUUCUGGUUUUGGGCGAGACCGGCUCUGGCAAGACUACUCAGAUUCCCCAGUUCCUACUGGACGACUGCAACCGUAACGGGAUCCCCUGCCGCAUCUUCUGCACUCAGCCUCGGCGCUUGGCGGCCAUCGCUGUGGCAGAGAGGGUCGCCGCAGAACGCGGAGAGAGUAUCGGCCAGACCAUCGGCUACCAGAUUCGCCUGGAGAGCAGAGUUUCUCCCAAGACUCUACUGACGUUCUGCACCAGUGGGGUCCUGUUACGAACUCUGAUGGCAGGGGAUGCUACCCUCUCAACAGUCACACAUGUCAUAGUGGACGAGGUCCAUGAGCGAGACGGCCUGAGCGACUUCCUCCUGACGAAACUGAGGGACCUGCUGCAGAAGAUGCCCACGCUGAAGCUCAUCCUCUCCAGCGCCGCUCUGGAUAUCGACCUCUUCGUGCGCUACUUCGGCACCUGUCCCGUCAUUCACAUUAAAGGAAGGCCAUUUGAGGUCAAACAGCUUUUCCUGGAGGAUGUUUUACGGACCACUGGCUAUGCAAACAAAGACAUGCUGAAGUACAAAAAGGAAAUGCAGAGAGUGGAGAAACAGCAGACGUCGCUGACGGAGUGGUGUAACGUACGCGAGGGCGUUCCCAGACAGGAGACCCAGAGAGACAAGAUGGCCGCCCGCAUCUUCCAGGAGAACGACCUGUUGGACGACGGAGGGGACGGCGUCUUCAGUCAGCUGAAUGAGAAAGACGUGGCAUCACUGGACCCCUGGUUACUGAAGGAAAUGGACGCCUGCAUCUCAGACAUCUUCCUUAAUGAAGACAAUGACGCCUUCGUCCAACUCUUCAACCUCAUCCUGAGUGAGAACGUCAGUGUGGACUACAGGCACAGCGACACGAGCGCCACCCCUCUGAUGGUGGCGUCGGCGCGGGGCUUCAUCAGCCAGGCGGAGCAGCUGCUCAGCAUGGGGGCCAGCAUCUCCCUCAAGGCCUCCAACGGAUGGACUGCACUUGACUGGGCGAAGCAUUUCAACCAGGCUGAAGUGGUGGAUCUCCUGGAGGCCUUCAUCUCCUCCCAGGAGGCGGGGGGUAAGCUGGACGAGUCGUCGCUGGUCCCGUCGUCCAGUGCGGAGCUGAACGCAGAGGACCAGGAGCUGCUGAAGGUGUACCACCACAGCUUCGACGACGAGAAGGUGGACCUGGACCUCGUCAUGCACCUUCUCUUCAACAUCUGUCAGAGCUCAGAUGAAGGUGCGGUGUUGAUCUUCUUGCCAGGAUAUGAUGAGAUCGUCAGCCUCAGGGACCGCAUCCUCUACGAUGAUAAGAGAUUUGCUGACCAGCCUCAAAGGUAUCAAGUGUUCACUCUACACUCCAACAUGCAGACCUCCGACCAGAAGAAGGUGCUAAAGAACACACCUGUUGGUGUUCGGAAAAUUAUCCUGUCAACAAACAUCGCUGAGACCAGCAUCACAGUCAACGAUGUAGUGUUUGUUAUUGAUUCUGGAAAAGUAAAAGAGAAGUCCUUUGAUGCCCUGAACCAUGUGACCAUGCUGAAGAUGGUGUGGAUCUCUAAGGCCAGUGCCACGCAGAGGAAGGGAAGAGCGGGGCGCUGCAGACCCGGUAUCUGCUUCCACCUGUUCAGUCGCCUGCGCUUCGACAACAUGCUGGAACACCAGGUGCCGCAGCUACUGAGAAUGCCUCUACAGGAGCUGUGCCUGCACACUAAGCUGUUGGCCCCCAUCACUUGUCCCAUAGCGGAGUUCCUCUCCAGAGCCCCCGAGCCCCCACACAGCCUCAGCGUCAAAAACGCAGUGCAGAUGCUGAAGACGAUCGACGCCAUGGACCCAUGGGAGGACCUGACGGAGCUGGGCUACCACCUGGCCGACCUGCCCGUGGAGCCGCACCUGGGCAAGAUGGUGCUGUGCGCGGUGGUGCUCAAGUGCCUGGACCCCAUCCUGACCAUCGCCUGCACGCUGGCCCACCGCGACCCCUUCGUGCUGCCCAGCCAGGCCUCGCAGAAGAGGGCCGCCAUGCUCUGCCGCAAGCGCUUCACCGCCGGCACCUUCAGCGACCACAUGGCCCUGCUCAGGGCUUUUCAGGCGUGGCAGAAGGCUCGUAGUGAUGGCUGGGAGCGCUCCUUCUGUGAGAAGAACUACCUGUCUCAGGCCACCAUGGAGAUCAUCAUUGGCAUGAGGACCCAGCUACUGGGACAGCUCAGGGCCAUCGGUUUUGUGCGUGCGCGUGGUGGCGGGGACAUCCGUGACGUGAACCUGAACUCGGAGAACUGGGCGGUGGUGAAGGCGGCGCUGGUGGCAGGCAUGUACCCCAACCUGCUACACGUGGACCGCGAGAGCGCCGCCCUGGUGGGCGCCAAGGAGAAGAGGGUCCGCUUCCACCCCAACUCCAUCCUCAGCCAGCCGCAGUUCAAGAAGAUGCCUCCAGCCAAUGGGCAGUUGGCAGCGGUGCAAGCUCUGCCCACUGAUUGGCUGAUUUAUGACGAGAUGACGCGCGCCCACCGGAUCGCCAGCGUGCGCUGCUGCUCGAUCGUCUCCCCGCUGGCAGUGGGCAUCUUUGGGGGCUGCGCCAAGCUGCCCAGCACUGCCCUGCAGGAGCCCACAGUGCAGAGAGAUGACGUGAAUGAGAGCAGUGACAGUGAGAUGGAGGACCGCUCCACCGCUCACCUGGCUCAGAUGAAGAUCGACGACUGGCUCAACUUCAAACUGGACCGGGAGACGGCCAACCUGGCGUUCCAGCUCCGGCAGAAGUGGCACGGCCUGUUCCUGCGGCGCAUCCGCGCGCCCUCCAAGCCCUGGUCGCAGCUGGACGAGUCCACCCUGCGGGCGCUGGUGUCGGCGAUGGCGGCCGAGGAGCAGGCGGCCGGCCUGCAGCAGCCCACGGGCAUCGGGCAGCGCCCGCGCCCCAUGGCCUCCGACGAGCCGCCCCAGCCCUCGUCCUGGAGGACCGCGCAGAGCCGCAGGGGUCCGGGGGGCGACCACGAGCCUGCCGACGAGCCCAGCGCCUCCGUGGACAGACCUCCAAGGUCCUGCCCGUCUCCGGCCGUACUCCCACAGAAGGGCCAACGGGAGAAGGGAGCGGCGCACUCCAAGCGCCCAGAGGAUCACGCACCCAAGGCGGGAGGCGAGAGUCCCGGCACCAGCCCAACAUCCACAUCCUCAGGAAAGUGCUCCAAGUCCUCCAGCCCGCGGACCGUGUCGUCGGUGCGCUACUUCAUCAUGAAGAGCAGCAACCUGCGCAACAUCGAACUCUCCCAGCAGAGGGGCAUCUGGUCCACCACGCCCAGCAACGAGCUCAAGCUCAACCGCGCCUUCCAGGAGAGCAGCCUCGUCUUCCUCGUCUUCUCUGUCCAGGGCUCCGGGCAUUUCCAGGGCUAUGCUAGGAUGGUAUCGGAGAUUGGUCAGGAGCGGUGUCAGGACUGGGGCUCAUCGGGGCUGGGGGGCGUGUUCAGUGUGGAGUGGAUCCGCAAAGACAGCCUGCCCUUCCAGUGCACGUACCAGCUCCUCAACCCCUGGAACGACAACAAGAAGGUGCAGAUCAGCCGUGAUGGACAGGAGUUGGAGCCUCAAGCUGGAGCUCAGCUGUUGCAGCUGUGGGAACGUCUCUAAGGUCAGGUGGAAACCACGGCAACCAAGCAGAUGAAAAAUACUAGUAGAACCGAAAUCGAAAGGCCUGAAGGUGCAAGCCCUUCGUGAAUGGACCCCUUUUCUCUCGUUUUGUGUGUGUGUGAGGCACGUGACAUCGCCAGAGCUUUAUGUGAAGUCAUGAAAUGGACUGCUCCAGUGCCGUUUUGGUUCCUGAAGCACGAUAGUGACGUUCCGAGUCACCAUCGUGAGCCACGGCAUCAAUGGAUAAGUCUUCUGGGUGCACAUACUUGAAUUAUUGUUCAGAACUGUGGUUCCUGUUUGAAGGUUCUCACAUAAGUGUUCCAAUUUAAGUUUCCAAUGCCUUACUUUGGCCUAGUUGUACUUUGUUGUCGGUCUUGGGUCAAGAGUUGGCUGAUUAAGUUAUACAGAAAUCAAAAGCAGUAAGACCUGAUAGACGGACAGUGAUAAAGCAAGACGUAAUUUCGGAGGAGGCCUUUGAGCCAGAGAUGUCCUUGAUUCACUUCUUUGCUGUUGAAGCCUUUCAGGAAAACGCUAUGAACUGGAAAGCAAAUAUUUGUGCUAAAGAUUGAGAUGGAGAUUGUUGUAAUGAAUUGCCCUUGUAAUCAGUCUCGAUGGUCUCUGUUUAUAAUGCAUAGAUGAUGAAUUAGAGAAUAAUGCAGGUUUGUACACAGGGUCG
Molecule: messenger RNA, 5039 nt
Organism: Sardina pilchardus (European sardine)
Lineage: Eukaryota; Metazoa; Chordata; Actinopteri; Clupeiformes; Clupeidae
Gene: ythdc2
Product: YTH domain containing 2
Exons: 31
Coding region: 143-4363 (1406 amino acids)
Cellular component (GO): intracellular anatomical structure
Molecular function (GO): helicase activity; ATP binding; RNA binding
Source: RefSeq, a predicted model, not a curated record